GCGCCGUAUGUCAACAAAACCUGAACAGGACGAUUUGCCUGCCUUUUCACGGUCCCGUCUGUAGUCGUCAAGGAUGGGGAAGUUUAUGAAACCCAACAAGGUGGUGAUUGUCCUUCAAGGGAGGUACGCUGGCAGAAAAGCCAUCAUUGUAAAGAAUCAAGACGAUGGCACAAGUGACCGUACAUAUGGACAUGCUCUCGUAGCUGGAAUCGACAGAUACCCUCGCAAAGUAACAAAACCUAUGUCAAAGAAAAAAGUAAAAAAGCGAUCUAAAGUGAAGAGCUUUGUGAAAGUCAUCAAUUACAAUCACUUGAUGCCAACAAGAUAUUCCGUUGACGUUCCCAUUGACAAACAAGUUGUUAAUAAAGAGGCAAUCAGAGAUCCUGCUGGUCGACGAAAAGCGAGGCGAGAAGUUAAAUCAAAAUUAGAAGAGAGAUACAAGACCGGCAAGAACAAAUGGUUUUUCCAGAAGCUUCGAUUUUAAAAUACUUACGAAGUUUGAAAUAUAUGUCAUAAAACCAUUA
Styela clava is the source of this 524-nucleotide messenger RNA. RefSeq names its product large ribosomal subunit protein eL27-like. Gene Ontology annotation, cellular component: ribosome. Lineage: Eukaryota; Metazoa; Chordata; Ascidiacea; Stolidobranchia; Styelidae. The record is from RefSeq and is a predicted model, not a curated record. Gene Ontology annotation, molecular function: structural constituent of ribosome. Gene Ontology annotation, biological process: translation.